Messenger RNA from Clupea harengus (Atlantic herring), 2013 nucleotides. Its product is annotated as zinc finger protein 536-like. Gene Ontology annotation, biological process: regulation of DNA-templated transcription. The record is from RefSeq and is a predicted model, not a curated record. Lineage: Eukaryota; Metazoa; Chordata; Actinopteri; Clupeiformes; Clupeidae. Gene Ontology annotation, molecular function: RNA polymerase II cis-regulatory region sequence-specific DNA binding; DNA-binding transcription factor activity, RNA polymerase II-specific. Gene Ontology annotation, cellular component: nucleus.
AUGGAGGAGUUGGGCCUGUACAUUGUUGAGUCUUCCACAAUGAACCAAACUGUUUCCAUUUCAUCAGUCAGUGGAAACCCUCCUGCAAUCCAAAAGAAGGACCCGUUCACCAUACUGGCCAGCCAAAUCCAGCCUAGCACAUAUAAUAGACCAUCGCCCACAGAGGAAAAGAGCGGUUCACCAUUGGAUGGGAAAACCUGUUCACCUCAGACAAGUCAGCCAAUCAACAUCCAGAUGGCACUUUUUGCCAAUCACUUGAGUUCUGACAAUAUGGGUUCAAAGACCUCAGAGACCUUUGGCAGGAAGCUCGAGUCACAACACUACAUGGGAGACGGACAACAUCAAAUUACUUCAGAAAGAAGCAAAGAUUACGAUGACUCCCUGAGAAACAGGAAGUACCCUUGCCCUUUAUGUGGGAAGCGCUUCCGGUUCAACAGUAUCCUGUCCUUACACAUGCGCACCCACACUGGAGAGAAGCCCUUCAAAUGCCCAUAUUGUGACCACCGGGCAGCACAAAAAGGAAACCUAAAGAUCCACCUGCGCACUCACAGGCUGGCCAUCCAGAGUAAGAGCUUAGGGCGCAGUGGGGAAGAGAGCCAUCUUCUCCAUGAGCUAGAGCAACUCGCUAUCAUCAGAGAGAAGCAAGCUAACAGUACAAGCCCACCCAGCACUGACUCAAACUACAUCUCCCAGAAUUCUCUGGGAGUGCCCUGCGAUGGCCUAUCACAGCCCAGUUCAGACUUAGCUAUGCCAGUCCAGGAACAGCCACACAACCUAAUCCAGCAGCAGAGCUUUCGCUGUGGGUUUUGCAAGGGCAAGUUCCGGAAGAAGGAGGAGCUGGACCGGCACAUCCGGAUCCUGCACAAGCCUUACAAGUGCACCCUCUGUGAGUUCGCCGCUGCCUUGGAGCAAGACCUGCUUCAGCACGUGGGGAAAGUCCACGUCGCCUCUGCAUCCCCCCAAGUGGUACAAAAGGAUCCUAGCAAGGACCAGAGGCCCAAUGAACCCUUCAAGUGCGAGGUGUGCGGACAGGUGUUCAAGCAGUCCUGGUUCCUCAAGGGUCACAUGAGGAAGCACAAGGACUCAUAUGAGCACGGCUGUGGCGUCUGUGGCCGCCGCUUCAAGGAGUCCUGGUUCCUGAAGAACCACAUGAAGGUGCACAUCAAUAAACUGGCUGUGAGAGGAACCCAGCUGGGCCAUGGUCGCAUGCAUGCCACACACAACAGCAACAGCCAAGAGAUCCCCAGCAAACUACAAUCCCAGUUCAUCUCUAGGCUGCACAACGAGGUUCUCCUAGCGGUUUUAUCUGAGAGGCAGAAGGUUCUUGCAGAGGCUGGGAUUGAACUUAACAGCAAAAAGGUGCUGGAGAAGCUGCUGUUGCCAGUGGCUGGACAGUACCACAGUGUAACGGCAGAGGAAAUGCAGCUAUUUGCCACUGACAAAGCAGCAGAGAAGUCGUCACACACACAACCUCCACACAACAUGGACAUUGGCAGUACACAGGGAGAGGAACAAGCACUAGGGUUAUAUUCAUAUGCAGAAAAGCUAAAUGUGUUGCACUGCCAAGCAAAAGACUCUGUAAACAAUCAGAUAGUGAAUGGAAGCUCCAGUCCCGACAAAAGCAGCCGUAACACGGGCUUCAGGGGAGUGCUGACUUAUCACAGCUCUGGCCUUGAAGUUAAUUAUGCCCGCUGGACGGGGAGACCCAGCGAGUGCCCAGACUGCGGCCGAGUCUUCAGGACAUACCACCAGCUGGUCCUUCAUUCACGGGUACACAGGAAGCAACGACAGCUCAGGGGACAAGAGACGCCCUCUGCCUGGAAACCGAAUGGAAGCGUUCAUCCCCAAGACUACCCACACCUCCUGUCUGCCUUCAGCAGGCCAAGUGAAUCCCAAGGGUGUAGCACAACAGAACCUAAUGCAGCUACAGGGGGCCUCCCUACAGCAGACAAAUCCAGCCAGGCUUCACCUCAGUCCUCCAUACUAUAUUCAGGUAAAUAUCGCCACGUCUGA